CUGCCCUGGCUCAUACAGGUGGCACAUGCAGAGGCCAAGCUCUAGUGUAAGGCAGGGCAAACCACCUUGUAGAGUUUGCUAGCGAUUCGCCCACCCUGCCAGACCCGGUGAGGGAAGCAUCAGCCAUGCCGUUAAACCAAAACCCCCUGAGAAAACGCUGGGGCUGCAGAGGGGCCUUUUGACCAACGUGGCUCCAGGCUGGGGAAAGGCCGGGGCUCGCGGACCUUCCUAGCGGGCUUUCCUGGGACAGAGGGGCCACAAGACCCUUUUCUGUGAGCCCGCAGAAGCUUUUGCAGUGCCCAGCUGCAGGGCUGGGGUCUGCAGGGUCAGGGCUCCUGCUGAGCUUGCUCUGUGAAGGCAGCUGAAGGAUCACAGAGUGGGGGGCGACGCCCCCGUCUGCUGCCAGCAGGAAGCCACGAGCUAUGCACAGGACGGAGAUGUGGGGACUCCACCUGAGGACGGGCUUUUCCUUCACAACUGCUUGGUGGGCUGCUGGUCACAGGCAGAAGGCCACUCCACAGUAGGGGUCCUGGCUCCGAAGAGCUAUGGUGAGAAGCCACUGAAUCCACGAGGAUGGGUCUGCUCAGCAGCAAGAGGCAGGUCACUGAGAAGGGCAAGGGCUGGAGCCCCUUGAAGAUUGGCACCCAGAGCAAAGACCCCCCACCACUGCCACCCCUGGUGGUCUUCAAUCACCUCACCCCUCCACCACCCGAGGAGCACCCAGACCGUGAGGAGCAUUUUGUGGUGGCCCUGUAUGACUAUGCCGCUGUGAAUGACCGGGACUUGCAGAUGCUGAAGGGCGAGAAGCUGCAGGUCUUGAAGGAAACUGGAGACUGGUGGUUGGCCAAGUCACUCGUCACAGGGAGAGAAGGCUAUGUGCCCAGCAACUUUGUGGCCCCCCUGGAGACCCUGGAAGUGGAAAACUGUGCCUUAUUCCUCCUUUGUGUCUGUUGGCCUCCAGGUGCCUUUUCCCUGUCUGUGAAGGAUGUCACCACCCAGGGGGAGAUGGUCAAGCACUAUAAGAUCCGCUCUCUGGAUGAAGGGGGCUACUACAUCUCCCCCAGGACCACCUUCCCCUCCCUCCAGGCCCUGGUGCAGCACUAUUCUAAGAAAGGGGAUGGCUUAUGCCAGAGGCUGACCCUGCCCUGUGUGAGCUUGGCAUCGCAGAACCCCUGGGUCCAGGACGAAUGGGAAAUCCCGCGGCAGUCCCUCAAGCUGGUCCGGAAACUCGGGUCUGGGCAGUUUGGUGAAGUGUGGAUGGGUUAUUACAAAAACAACUUGAAGGUGGCCAUCAAGACCUUGAAGGAGGGAGCCAUGUCUCCAGAAGCCUUCCUGGCUGAGGCCAACCUGAUGAAAGCCCUGCAGCACGAGAGGCUGGUCCGUCUGUAUGCCGUGGUCACCAAGGAGCCCAUCUUCAUCGUCACCGAGUACAUGGCCAGAGGAUGCCUACUGGACUUCUUAAAGUCAGAUGAAGGCAGCAGGUUGUCCCUCCCACGACUGAUCGACAUGUCAGCCCAGAUCGCGGAAGGGAUGGCGUACAUCGAGCACAUGAAUUCCAUCCACCGAGACCUGAGGGCGGCCAACAUACUGGUGUCUGAGACCUUGUGCUGCAAAAUCGCGGACUUCGGCUUGGCCCGGAUCAUUGACAGUGAAUACACUGUCCAAGAGGGAGCCAAGUUCCCCAUCAAGUGGACCGCCCCGGAAGCCAUCCACUUUGGGGUGUUCACCAUCAAAGCAGACGUGUGGUCAUUCGGGGUCCUCCUGAUGGAGAUCGUCACCUAUGGGCGAGUGCCAUACCCAGGCAUGAGCAAUCCCGAGGUCAUCCGCAGUCUGGAUCGAGGCUACCGCAUGCCAAGGCCGGACACGUGCCCACCGGAGCUGUACCGCCAGGUCAUUGCUGAGUGCUGGCGAAGUCGGCCCGAGGAGCGGCCCACCUUUGAGUUCCUGCAGUCGGUGCUUGAGGACUUCUACACGGCCACCGAGGGCCAGUAUGAGCUGCAGCCCUAGGCGACUGCUGACUCAAGGGACUCCCUGCGCCAAGCCUAGGGACUGAGGUUGACCUUGACAUUUACUCUCAGCACUCCAUCCAACCCAGACAAGCCGCUAAAGCAGGGGGGCGGGAGGGGGGGAUGGCAUUCCAUUUCUCAGAUGGGGAAACCAGGAGGUGAGGUGGCUUGGCAGGUGGCUAGUGGCGGGGCUCUGGAGCUGGAGCCAAAUAGAAGCCACUUUUCACUAGCUGUGUGCCCUUGGACAAGUUACCUAGCCUCUCUGUGUAUUCCAUUCCUUGUUUGUAAAAUGGGGGUAGACCAUUUUUGUUUGUGGUCAAGUCCAGUAAAGGGUUCAGAGUGCCUGACA
This is a messenger RNA of Marmota flaviventris (yellow-bellied marmot), 2355 nucleotides long. NCBI's taxonomy places the organism in Eukaryota, Metazoa, Chordata, Mammalia, Rodentia, Sciuridae. The record is from RefSeq and is a predicted model, not a curated record.